Cladocopium goreaui is the source of this 1719-nucleotide messenger RNA. Lineage: Eukaryota; Dinophyceae; Suessiales; Symbiodiniaceae. The record is from the annotation of a GenBank genome assembly.
AUGGCGCCGCGGUUGUCCAAGCCGAGAGCCACGGCCAGUGGGCGCGCAAAGACCCCCCUACCACCAGCGACAGAAACCGAGAGUAGAAAAGCAACCAAGCGGCCAGCUUCAGACCAGGGAGGCGCAAGCAAGACUGCCAAGACCACGCUGCUCCCAGCAGAGCCUGGCAAAGUGAACCUCAUAGCUGCGCAGCCUCCAAACACCCCGGCCGAAGUCACGCUGGCUUCUGACUGCUCUGGUCUUUGCACUGAAGGGCCAGCGGUGCGAGUGAACUUGCCUUCAUCUGUCAAUCCCCAGCAGUUGGAGAACGACAUGGAGAACACAUUGCAUCUUGGGCGUGUGUGGUUUGAUGUUGACCUUUACGCGGUCGGCAGCCCAUGUCAAAGUUGGAGUCUUGCCGGUAGUAAGUCUGGGGCUGCAGAUUCCAGAGGCGGUCUCAUGGCUCUGAUCCCUUUUCAAAUUGAAAAGCACAAGCCUCGCAGCUUUAUCUCCGAGAAUGUAAAGGGCCUCCCGUCACUCUUUCCCAAGGAAUUCAACUGGCUGAUCCAAGCUUUGAGAGACAUUCAGCUUCCCAAUGGCUACAAUGUUUAUUACAAGCUGCUGGACACACAGCACUUCGGAAUUCCGCAGCACCGCGAACGGGUCUAUAUCAUCGGUAUUCGCCGAGACGUGCAAGUGAAGCACUUUGAGUGGCCAGUGCCUUUCAAGGAGCGGCUCACGCUCAAGCAGCUCCUUGGCAAUCCUGCCAUGGAAUGGAAGUGCAACUUGCGGGAGAAGACACACGAUGUCGACGGCUCAGCUCUAUCCAGCACAGCCCGCAAGAACUUGAUCCAGUUUCAAGACUUUUUGGACAAGAAUCCGGCCAAACAAGACUCUGACUUCAUUGUCGACACAGGCGGUUCUUCAGCAACUUGGAUGGAGGACAAAUGCCCCUGCCUCACUGCCACCAGAUGCAAAGGAAAGCAUUGCUACUGGUGGCAUCAAGGCCAGAGGUUCCUCACCCCGAUAGUUUUUUUUUUGCUUCAAGGCGUGUGGCCUGGGGCCUACAAGCCUGGAGAUGUUGAAGAACUUCAACGUUUUCCACAAAGGGUAUUAGGACAUAUGAUUGGCAACGCCAUGUCUGUUUGUGUAGUGCGACGCUUAGUGCGUUUUUUGGCUCACAAAACUAGUCUAACUUGCAACAUGGCAGCAGCAGGUGAGAAGAGAUUGCCCCAAGGUGUCCUCAACAGAGCUGACUUGCAGUUGGGGGUCCAAGCCUUCUUGCGGUGGGAUCCAGCACUCAAGGAGAAGAGCGCGUUCGAGCUGGAAAAUGCUCGUGAGGCUUUGAUUUUUUGCCAGCCUUUCUUCAAGGAAGACCGCACUAGGUCAUGUGCGCUUGCCUGUGCCAUCAUGUUUUUGACCAUCCUUCAGAUGACGCUGGACCGCCCUGACACAGAGCCCACAGACUGUACAUGGACCGCUCACCUUUACACCAGGUCUGGACAAAUCCAGCCUAUGCAAGAGAAGAUCGAGAAAUGUCCAGCUUUGACAUCGCGCGAGUUGCUUGCAGGAAAGGUUGGUGAGUUGGAUAGCGCUGCUUCUUUUCUUUUGGGCGCCAUCAACGCCAUGCCUCAUGACCUGCUGCCCCAGGCGCCGCAUUUCGAAGGCUGUUUCGCUUGCCUGGACGACUUGUUGGUGCAUAUGAAGUUUCGACUUCACCAAAGUUCUUCUGCUAUUUAG